This is a messenger RNA of Mauremys reevesii (Reeves's turtle), 3303 nucleotides long. RefSeq names its product Kin17 DNA and RNA binding protein (gene KIN). NCBI's taxonomy places the organism in Eukaryota, Metazoa, Chordata, Testudines, Geoemydidae. The transcript has 12 exons. Gene Ontology annotation, cellular component: nucleus. The coding region runs from base 1362 to 2372 and encodes 336 amino acids. Gene Ontology annotation, biological process: DNA damage response; DNA replication. The record is from RefSeq and is a predicted model, not a curated record. Gene Ontology annotation, molecular function: double-stranded DNA binding.
AUUGGUGAUUUUAAAAAAUCCUAUGAUUGUGAAAUUGACCAAAAUGGUCCGUGAAUUUGGCAGGGCCCUGGUUAUAUAGUAAGGAAAUGUCAACUGGUAGAAGUUAUUAUUAAUUUGUAUUAUCGCAGUGCCUGGGAGCCAUAGUCAUGGACCAGGACCCGAUUGUGCUAGAUGAUAUGGAAACACAGAACAAAAAGAAAGUCCCUGUCCCAAGAGCUUACAAUCUGUGAUAAGAGACAACAGGUGGCUACAGACAGGGAGGUACAAGGAAACAAGGGGGCAGUAUUUGUCAGCAUGAUAGGCAGUGGUUUCAGCACAUGAGCUGUGUAAUUAACAAGUUUUUUUUAGACAUCAUGGCAAAGGAGAGUUUUGAGGAGUGAUUUGGAAGUUUUGCUGAUGUUUAUGGGGCAUGCCUCCCACUUGUGAGGGGCAGCAUGGAAGAAAAGCACAGAAGUACUUAUUUGAAAACUUAAGUGUGUGAUGGAGGUUGGCAUCAUAGGCUUGAUUGGAGGUGAGUUUCAGCAGCUCAACAGGGAAAGAGAGAUGGUGGGGAUUGACUGUAAAGGGCUUAGAAAGUGACAACAAGCAGUGUAUGUUUGAUGCGGUAGAGAAGGGGAGAUAGUGGAGGGAUGCAAACAGAGGUGUGACGUGGACAAAGGAAUGGGUUAGGAAAAUUAUCUUAGGAACAGCAUUCUGAAUGGUUACGAAUUGGGCUAAGAGUGCCUUUGUCAAGACCAGUGAAAAGGAUGUAGCAGUAAUGAGAUGUGAGAUUUUGAAUGAGUGUUUUAGUUGUGUGGAUGGAUAGGAAAAGCCACAUUUUAGACAUGUUAUGUAGAAAGAAUCAGCCACAUAAGGACAUAUCCUGGAUCUGAUUACCCAGAGUGAGCUCCAAAUCCAGGAUGACACUCAGGUUAUGGGCCUGAGUGACUGGCAGGAUGGUGGUAUUGUCCACAGUGAUCAAGAAAGGAGGUAGCAGAGAGGGCUUGCAGAGGGGAAGAUUAAGAGCUUUGUUUUAGCCAAGUUGAGUUUGAGUUGUCAGCUAGGCAGCCAAAGGAAUGGUUAGAGAGAAAUUUUAAUUGAGACAGAAGGAGGCAGGUCUGGAGCAGAGAGGUAGAUCUGUGAGUUGUCGGCAUAGGAAUGGAAGCUGAAUUUGUUACUAUUGAGAUUGCCCAGAGAUAAGAUAGAGAAGGGGACCAGCGACAGAGCACUGUGGAACCCCUACAGAAAGUUGGAGGGAGGAUUAGGCGGAGUCUCUGAAGGAUGCACUGAAGGAUCAAUAAGUGAGGUUGGAGGAGAACCCUGCAAGGACAGAGUCACAGAAACCAAGGAAGGACAAGAUUUCAAAAAGAAGAGCGUAGUUGAUGGUGUCAAAGGCAGCUGGCAGUGUCAAGGAGGUUAAAGGGGAAUUCCGAAAUGAUUUCUUAGAACUGCUCAGGAGACGAUUUGGAACUAAGAGAGUCCACAAUAAUAUUGUAUACAAUGAAUAUAUCAGCCAUCGAGAGCACAUCCACAUGAAUGCCACGCAAUGGGAAACCCUAACUGACUUUACUAAAUGGUUAGGGAGAGAAGGCUUCUGCAAAGUGGAUGAGACUCCUAAAGGCUGGUAUAUCCAGUAUAUUGAUCGGGACCCAGAAACUAUCCGCAGACAACAGGAACAAGAGAAGAAGAAGAAACAGGACCUUGAUGAUGAAGAAAAAACUGCUAAAUUCAUUGAAGAGCAAGUUAGGAGAGGCUUGGAGGGGAAAGAACAGGAAAGGCCUGUCUAUACUGAACUAAACAGAGAAAAUGAUGAAGAGAAAGUUGCAUUCAAUUUAAACAAAGGAGCAAGUACUUCAGUAGCAGCGUCUUCUAAAACAAGCAGUGUCCUUGGACCGAGUGCAUUGAAGAUGGUGGGAGGAGCAGGAUCAGUUAAACGGAAAGAAUCUGCUCACAGCUCAGGUCAAUCAAAAGAGAAAAAGAAGAAAUCUGCACUGGAUGAGAUCAUGGAGUUUGAAGAAGAAAAGAAAAAAACAGCUCGAACAGACUACUGGUUGCAGCCUGAAAUUGUUGUAAAAAUUGUAACAAAAAAACUUGGUGAGAAGUAUCAUAAGAAGAAAGCAGUUGUUAAGGAGGUAAUUGACAAAUACACAGCAGUUGUAAAGAUGAUUGAUUCUGGAGACAAACUGAAACUUGACCAGACACAUCUAGAGACAGUAAUACCGGCACCAGGAAAGAAAGUUCUGGUUUUAAAUGGAGGUUACAGAGGAAAUGAAGGCAUCUUAGAAUCUAUAAACGAGAAGAACUUCUCAGCAGCAAUAAUCAUUGAAUCUGGGCCUUUAAAAGGACGGAGAAUUGAAGGCAUCCAAUAUGAAGACAUUUCCAAACUCCUUUGAGACUCAAAGCAAUGGGUCAAAGCUGACUCUUAGAAACAUCAAAUUGGUGUCCUCUGUGCAGACACACGAGACUCUACUGUGUCAGGGUUUUUAAUUUGUGUAUAUAGAAAAAACAACCUAGAUUUAUGUAAAGACCACUAUAAAUCUGUUAACAUUUGUGAAAAUCUUGUCUAAACUGAUUCUGUAUCAAAGUUGUAUUAUGUUGUAAUAUUUGAAUUUGUUUUCUAAGAUUAGGAGAUACCUGUGUGCUGGAAUAUUUUACUUACUGAUUACUAAUAAACGUAUUAUAAAAUAUCACCAGCUAGAAAGGGCCACUGGAGGGAAGGUACUGUAUGUAACAUAGUCUAUAGUUUGCAUAACACACUUCUGGAUCUGCUGCCAAAACAAAAUUCUGGCUUUAGAACAAGCAAAGAGAUUAAAAAAAAGCAGGAAGGCAGCAGUGCUGUAGGGGAUUAUUUUUCUGGGUUUUGAUGAUGUACAUAAGAAUGGUUUGGUUUAUUAGUUUUAAAGUGAGUGCAAUAAAUUACAGCAGAACUUGCUUAAUCAGUACUCUGCUAAACCACACACCCAGUCAGGACCUGAUCCUGGCAUCCUCUGUGUUCCCAUUACCGAUCACGGCUGGACUUGCCUCUGUAGUAACUCCAAGACUUAACCCUUAAUUGGCAUGAUUUAUGGGGCAGUGCACUUCUGUGAAUCUGAACAGUAAAGAAAUGGCACACCUACUUGUCUGCUCAGUUAAUAGAGACGAAGUGAUGGUUGUGCUGGCAUAGAUUCCCUAGGGCCUAGUCCUUUGUUCACUUUAAUGCUGCUUUCCUGCUCUAUUGUGGAUCCUAAAUGAGUCACUUUUCUUUGAAUAGUUUUUAAAACGUGUAACAUUUUGUACAACACUUAAUUUUAAAGCAAUCUGUGGAAUAAAAGCACCUCUCUCUCA